This is a messenger RNA of Triplophysa dalaica, 2834 nucleotides long. It is a transcript of the gene ercc3, whose product is annotated as excision repair cross-complementation group 3. The transcript has 15 exons. The record is from RefSeq and is a predicted model, not a curated record. Gene Ontology annotation, cellular component: transcription preinitiation complex; transcription factor TFIIH holo complex; nucleotide-excision repair factor 3 complex. NCBI's taxonomy places the organism in Eukaryota, Metazoa, Chordata, Actinopteri, Cypriniformes, Nemacheilidae. The coding region runs from base 131 to 2470 and encodes 779 amino acids. Gene Ontology annotation, biological process: transcription initiation at RNA polymerase II promoter; nucleotide-excision repair. Gene Ontology annotation, molecular function: DNA binding; 3'-5' DNA helicase activity; ATP binding.
UCCGUCAGUGAGGCUCGGGAAUGGCCGCCUCAUCAGUGUCGUCUUUAUGAGAUCUAAUGUGUUUUUCUAGAUAAAACUGUGAUAAAACAUUAAUGAAUUCACAGUGAGGGACUUUUUACUCCAAGACACGAUGGGAAAGAAAGAUCGAGAGAGGAAGUCCAAAAAGCGGUAUUACGAUGAUGAAGAUGAUGAUGAAGAGGUGACGGGCAGUGAGUCACAGGAGGCCAUACCUGCAGCCGCUGGGAAACAGGUGGAGGAAUCAAGCACUAGACAGGACGAGUAUGGAGCCAAAGACUACAGACUGCAGAUGUUACUAAAGAAUGACCACUCUUCAAGACCUCUAUGGGUGGCUCCUGAUGGUCACAUCUUUCUGGAAGCCUUCUCUCCCGUUUAUAAAUACGCUCAGGACUUCUUGGUGGCUAUAGCGGAGCCGGUGUGCAGACCCGUGCACGUGCACGAGUACAAGCUGACAGCGUAUUCUCUGUACGCUGCCGUGAGCGUCGGCCUGCAGACCUCUGACAUCGUAGAGUACCUGCAGAAACUCAGCAAAACUUCUGUGCCGGACGGCAUUGUACAGUUUAUUAAGUUGUGCACCGUGAGUUACGGUAAAGUCAAACUGGUGCUGAAACACAACAGGUACUUUGUGGAAAGCGCCUUUCCUGAUGUCAUUCAGAGAUUGUUGCAGGACUCGGUGAUUCGAGACUGUCGUCUCCGAUCGGCCGGGGGUGAUGAGACCGAUCUCAUCACUGAGGUCAUCUCCAGCAAAUCAGCAAUCUUAAAGUCUCAGCAGGGCAACGGUGGUCCGUCCUCCUCUCAGCCGGCGGACGGUCAGAGCUCGGAAACCCAGGUGCCGGAGGACAUCUACAGUUUCUAUGAACAGAUGGAUAAAGAGGAGGAGGAAGAAGAGGAGACGAAGACAGUAUCAUUCGAGAUACGUCAGGAGAUGAUAGAAGAGCUCCAGAAACGCUGCAUUCAGCUGGAGUAUCCUCUCCUGGCCGAGUACGACUUCCGGAACGACACGGUGAACCCCGACAUCAACAUGGACCUGAAGGCCACGGCCGUGCUGAGACCCUAUCAAGAGAAGAGUCUGAGGAAGAUGUUCGGGAACGGCAGAGCUCGGUCUGGAGUCAUUGUGCUUCCCUGCGGUGCUGGCAAGUCUCUGGUGGGCGUCACAGCGGCCUGCACGGUCCGUAAGCGCUGUCUGGUGCUGGGAAACUCUUCGGUGUCGGUGGAGCAGUGGAAAGCUCAGUUUAAGAUGUGGUCCACCAUCGACGACUCUCAGAUAUGUCGAUUCACUUCGGACGCGAAGGAUAAGCCCAUCGGCUGCUCGGUGGCCAUCAGCACAUACUCGAUGCUGGGUCACACCACCAAACGCUCGUGGGAGGCUGAAAGAGUGAUGGAGUGGAUGAAGAGCCAGGAGUGGGGUCUCAUUAUACUGGAUGAGGUUCACACAAUUCCAGCAAAGAUGUUCCGACGGGUGUUGACGAUCGUCCAGGCUCACUGUAAACUGGGUCUGACCGCCACGCUGGUGAGAGAGGACGAUAAGAUCGUGGAUCUGAACUUCCUCAUCGGACCCAAGCUGUUUGAGGCAAACUGGAUGGAGCUUCAGAACAAUGGCUACAUCGCCAAAGUCCAGUGUGCUGAGGUCUGGUGCCCCAUGUCUCCUGAGUUUUAUCGUGAAUAUGUGGCCAUAAAGUCAAAGAAGAGGAUUCUGCUGUACACCAUGAACCCGAAUAAGUUCCGCGCGUGUCAGUUCCUGAUCCGCUUUCACGAGCGAAGAAACGACAAAAUCAUCGUCUUUGCAGACAACGUCUUUGCUCUGAAAGAAUACGCCAUUCGAUUGAACAAGCCGUAUAUUUAUGGACCCACAUCACAAGGAGAACGUAUGCAGAUUCUUCAAAACUUUAAACACAAUCCAAAGAUCAACACUAUCUUUAUCUCAAAGGUAGGAGACACUUCAUUCGACCUGCCCGAAGCAAACGUGUUGAUUCAGAUCUCUUCUCACGGUGGUUCUCGCCGUCAGGAGGCUCAGAGGCUGGGAAGAGUGCUGCGAGCUAAAAAAGGUAUGGUGGCGGAGGAAUACAACGCUUACUUCUACUCGCUCGUCUCUCAGGACACACAAGAGAUGGCGUAUUCCACAAAGAGACAGCGCUUCCUGGUGGACCAGGGGUACAGCUUUAAGGUGAUCACAAAGUUGGCUGGGCUGGAGGAGGAAGACCUGAUGUUCUCCACUCGUGAGGACCAGCAGCAGCUCCUACAGAAGGUUCUGGCAGCAUCUGAUCUUGAUGCAGAAGAGGAGGUGGUGCUGGGAGAGGUUGGAGGAAAACUACAGUUUUCUCGACGUAUGGGAACCAUGAGCUCCAUGUCUGGAGCAGAUGAUACGGUCUAUAUGGAGUACCAGAUGUCCAGGGGGAGCAAAGCUUUUGUUGGCAAAAAUAUCCAUCCUCUAUUCAAACGCUUCCGCAAGUAAAAAUCAGCAUCUGCGUUUAAUGUUGACAACACGUGUCUGGACGUCCCCGUGAAUCCCAGAACAGACUGUGAGACGGGAGGUCUGCGUGGAAACCCAGAACAUAAAACAAGCCAUAAAAAGACUGACUGAGAACAGAGAAAUGGUUCCAAAUAAGAAAUGAAUUUUACAAACAAGAUGUUUGUACUAUUGAAAAAAAUUUUGAGUUUGUUAAAUAAAUUUAAUUGUAAAGACUAAAGAACUCAAAUUUUGUACAAAUGCUAAACAAUAACGCAUUUCAUUGAAAUGUAACUGUACACUUUUUUUGUAACCGCACAAAACAUUUUUACUUGUUUCAGUGGUGAAAUAAAGUGACUUUUGCAAUGAA